AUGGUCGAAACGUUCAAGGCGACUGACAAGGCCCAGAGAACGCGGGAAACCAAAAAGACCAAGAAGGAGAAGGAGCAGAAGCGCCGGGACUCACUCGAGUCCACUGGAUCCCAACUUUGCCUUGAAGCUGAGCAAAGGAUUGUCAAGCGGCAACGCAUUGCAAACACGGCACCCAUCAAGAAGGAAGAUAGCGACGUGGUCACUCAAGAAAUUCUUGAGUUCGAAAAGCAGAAGCAUGCCGACGACCAUGCUUAUAGAAUGCAGCGGCUUGAGUUUGACAAGGAGGAGCAAAAGCUCCGGUUGGCUCAAAUGGCCGAGAGCACAAAAAGAAACGAAUAA
Molecule: messenger RNA, 339 nt
Organism: Aphanomyces invadans
Lineage: Eukaryota; Oomycota; Saprolegniomycetes; Saprolegniales; Verrucalvaceae
Exons: 2
Coding region: 1-339 (112 amino acids)
Source: RefSeq, a predicted model, not a curated record